CCAAAGCAAAAAGAACUAUAUCUUUCGACACACAUGGUCAUCGCUAACUGUACGUCCUAUACAUUCGCCGCAUCCAUUCACUUCACUCAUCUGCCCCGCCCCCCUUUGAGCCACCACCCCUCGCCGCCCAAUACGAUUGACCAUAAUCGGCCAAGAACUCCUCACCGAAGGCCACAGGCCUCGUCACCACCAGCAGGGUCCGCGGCAGCCCGUCGAUGAAGCAGCUGCUGAACGAAACGUUGGGCUGCUCCGAAAUGCCGCGAUAGUCGUUGACAAAACGGAGCUCGUUCCCGGCCCUGAAAAACACCACACAUGGAUGCCGAUGACCACAGGAGGGCCCAUGAGCAAGCGGCCGUACUUGGAUGCGUCGACCGACACAGCUUCCCAGUCGGCCUCGUCCUGCACCAACUGCGGCCAAUGCACAGAAAUCCAUGUCAUCACCAGCAGCACUUCUAUCUGUCGGCCCUCUGUCGACCCGGCCCGCUCACUUUGCAGACGUAUGGGCCAUCGCGUGACGGCGGGACCAGGUACCCCGUGUACCUGCAGCACACAACACAACAAAGGGCGGGGGGACAGACAGGGCAGCACGUCACAUCCACCCACUGCUCCAUCGACGUCAGUCAGACCUACUCGCCGAGCACUUCAAAGGGCUCCCAUCUGCAAGAGAACACAGACAGGCAGGGAGGCAACCAACCCAACACAAUGGAAUCAUCGCAUGAAACCAUGAUCAAGUAGCCUGUGUGGCUCUCCUUCUCCUCUUAAUUGCAGUUGGUUGACCUUCUCGCAGCGACCAGGCGCCGUCUGCAGACGCACCAACCGCCCCGCACCAU
This is a messenger RNA of Vitrella brassicaformis, 830 nucleotides long. NCBI's taxonomy places the organism in Eukaryota, Vitrellaceae. The record is from the annotation of a GenBank genome assembly.